UUUGGAAGAAUGGCGGGCAGUUGGUCGCCGGGUUGCAAAGGUUGCUCUUCUACUAGCUGUACGUGUGGCGGCGACAAGGGCAAGUGGGGCGACUCCUCCCUGUUAGGCAGGCGGCUCUCGGAGGACUCGGACCGUCACCAGCUGCUGCAGAAGUGGGCCAGCAUUUGGACCUCCUUGAGCGGGGACCCGUCGGUGGCCUGUGCAGAGAGGACGCGGCGCGAGGAGGCUGUGGAGCCGGCCGAGGAGGAGGACAGGCCGCUGGUGUUUCUGUGCUCCGGCUGCCGGCGACCGCUGGGCGACUCCUUGAGCUGGGUGACGAGCCAGGAGGACACCAACUGCAUCUUGCUGCGCUGUGUUUCCUGUAAUGUUUCUGUGGAUAAGGAACAGAUACUGUCCAAACGUAAAAAUGAAAAUGGUUGUGUUCUGGAGACGUUGUACUGCUCUGGGUGCUCGCUCAACCUCGGUCACAUCUACAGAUGCACACCCAAAAGCCUAGAUUACAAGAGAGACUUGUUUUGCCUCAGGGUUGAAGCCAUUGAAAGUUAUAUUUUAGGGUCCUCGGAAAAGCAAAUCGUGUCAGAAGAUAAAGAACUUUUUAAUCUUGAAAGCAGAGUUGAAAUAGAAAAGUCUCUAAAGCAGAUGGAAGAUGUUUUGAAAGCAUUACAAGCGAAGCUGUGGGAGGUUGAAUCAAAGUUGUCCUUUACCAGCUGCAAAAGCUGAAAUGUCUUCCACGUGCCCCAUUCUGGACUCCCUGCAGGUAGAUGCUUUCUUUUGUAGCAAUUCUAGUCAUUCGAUUUCGCUCGGAAUGGAAAGAAUUCUAAAUGGCCGUAUGAAUACAGCGCACCCUCUUGUAUUGAUCAGAUGAGAAGAAUUGUAGCAUUACUUUUAGGAUACAUUCUUUCCCAAAGUCAAAAUUUAAAGCCGUUUUAUGAUACUUGCUGAAAUUGGAAUUUUGGAGUUUUUAUUUUGAUAAACUGCUAUGAUUUUCUGUACUGUUUUCUCCUUUGUAUCAAAUUCAUCAUUGUUCAUUUCCUUUCUUAAGAAAAACUUACUCACCUUGAAUACUUUGGGAAAUAUUUGAUAUUGAAGGACAAGAAAAUCUUGGAGGUUUUUCCACCCACUGUGUGAGAGAAUCUUUGAAGACUAAUGCAUAAAGCUCUGAA
Messenger RNA from Lynx canadensis (Canada lynx), 1163 nucleotides. It is a transcript of the gene MIS18A, whose product is annotated as MIS18 kinetochore protein A. Lineage: Eukaryota; Metazoa; Chordata; Mammalia; Carnivora; Felidae. The transcript has 5 exons. The coding region runs from base 10 to 720 and encodes 236 amino acids. Gene Ontology annotation, cellular component: chromosome, centromeric region; chromatin; nucleus. The record is from RefSeq and is a predicted model, not a curated record. Gene Ontology annotation, biological process: CENP-A containing chromatin assembly; chromosome segregation.